AUGCUAAAAUUUCAUCAUGAUGAUGAGGAGGAGGAGGAUUAUUUACACAGACGAAUAGUGAAAAAUUUUCUUUCUAUGAGAAACAAAGCUAAUAUACCAUUCACAAUCAUGAACAAUUGUAUUUGGUCUAUUACAAUGUGUACAAUUUUAUUCGUUAUGAUGUAUAACUUUGGCAUAAUGAAUGCUAAUCCAGCAAAUAAUCCUAAAACCGUGACAACUGCACCUCAUAAAGCUCCAGCACCCACUGUUGCCAAACCUGCACAAGCUGCUCCCACCAAUGCUCCAGCAACCACUGUUAAUAAAUAUCCGGCCCCCCCUACCUUUAUAGGAAUUACUGAACCUUCUUCACCGACAGCUGCAAAUUCAACCCGUGUCUUAAAAACUACUACUGUGAAACCACAUGAUGAACGUGGUGUACUAGCUGCAGCAGCUGCUCCGUAAGUGAAUCAAUGCGUUAUUCUCUUAAUGAAGACAUUUAAUUUACAUCAAUUUCGUUCAUUCAUACUUUCAUAUCGUUGCAUUCACAUUCUAAAUGAAUCAUUGCAGCAUCGUAUUCGGACUAAUUGGUAUUCAAUGAUGCUGAAGAUAGGAAUAAUCAAUUCAGUUGUAUUUAUAAUUCAUGUCUCAUGUGAAAUUGUAUGUCAACAAUGACAAUCCUUAUUUAAAAAACUUCACUUCAAUAUUUACGAUGAUAAUUUUGAAUUGAGAACUAGAUCAGACAAAAGUCAUCACCCGACGACCUCAUGAGAAUAGAUCUAUUGAAAUAAAUAAUGAUUAUAACAAACAUGAAAUGAAUGUGAAUAAAAGUGAUUUGCAACAAUACCAUUUGAAAGUUAAAAAUUUAUUCGGUAAUUCAUCAAUAACAUCUUGUUUUUCGGCUUUGUUUGCAACAACAUUAAUUAUAAAAGCACAUUGUUGUGAUGUGAUUAGACUUAUUUACUGCGACUGGACAAAAAUACAUUCUUAUCGGAGGAAUGUUAUAAUAUCUGUCAAAAUGUCAUCAUAGUUUUUAAUUUUCUUGAAAAUUCCAGGUAUGGUUAGAUUGAUUUUCAUGGAACAAAAGUAAAAAAACAUAAUGGUUGAUAAACUAUGUCGACAUUAGUCAUUACAAUAAUAGUGUUUCACAAUGAAUCAACCUACUAGAAAUCACUAUAUACUUGUCAAUAUUGAUUUAAUUAUAACUGAAUUCAAUACAAGAAUUAAACUACCAAUGCAAUCAUCAUCAUCGUCAUCAUUAACACACACUGUACACAAACUUAGUAGCAUUGAAUUCUUGAUAAAAUACAACUAGGAAUGAGAUAUGAAUUAAAAUAAAAAUCAGAAAAAAAAAUUGAUGAGUGAAAAUUAUUUAUAUUUAAAUAUUUAUAUAUUUUAUUCAAAUAGAGAAGCGAUUGGUUGGGUUUUAAAUUACAUAGCCAGCUAAGUGCAAGGCUUUGCAAAACUGGAACUAAACAAAGUUGAUAAGCAAAGAGAUCAAUGUUUAUUUUUUUUAACUGGUUAACUGAAACACAGAAAUUGAAAUGAAAUAAAAAUUCAUAUUUUUAAAAAUUUAUAACUGACGUUUUGUUUACUGUCAAAUAAACGUAAUUGAAUUGAUCUAUUA
Molecule: messenger RNA, 1603 nt
Organism: Schistosoma turkestanicum
Lineage: Eukaryota; Metazoa; Platyhelminthes; Trematoda; Strigeidida; Schistosomatidae
Source: the annotation of a GenBank genome assembly